AAUUUUCUUAAACCCACACGUGGUACGAAGAACAAUCGUCAUAUAUAUUUUGUAUUGAAUCCUAAAGACAUCUCUAUAUUAUUUAUCUUCCGCUAGUUUAGACAAUGGUUUGGGUUCUGUCUCCCGCCGAUCCUCUCUCAGGUGAAGAUAAAUACUAUAUCUUUACUAAGGGAACAUACAAAGUCGGUCGAAAAGGUUGUGAUGUGAUUAUUACCAAAGACAAAGGAGUUUCUCGAAUCCAUGCAGAGAUAGUUGUUGAUCAAAUGAUUUCACUGAACCCCAUGCAGAACAAGCAUGAACAAUCCUCCAAAGUACAAAUUAGAGAUUGUUCGAAGUAUGGGACGUUUAUUUACAAGAAUCCUGGAUCAAAGGAAAAGGUCCAAGAGUUCCCAAAUAAAGAAACAAUGUUAAAAGAUGGGGACUUGGUAUCUUUUGGGACUGGCAAUGCAACUUACAGGUUCUCUUUCGUCCCCCUCAUUUUUUUUGUCUCUUGUUCUGAGUCCUUUCAAGUUCUUCAAGACAAAGUUUCAUCAAUUGGUGCUCGUAUUACUUACCAAUUGAGUGAAGAGUGCACGCAUGUACUUGUUGAUCACCAAAUGGAAGUGACUAAGGAUGUUAUUGAUGCUAUUUUGGCUAAGAAACCUGUUAUUCUCUGGAGUUGGGCUGAGUUGGUUGCAGAACAAGGCAUUCGGUCAGAGAUUCCAAGCUGGAGUUCCCAUGUUCCAACAUUAACAGUGAAAGGAGCACCUGUCAAAGUUGCAGACUCAAUAACUCGUGCAAACUGUUUAAAAGGAUACACUUUCCUACUGGAAUCAGUAAAUAUGUACAAGUUUGGGGAUAGGUUGCGGUCUCUCUUGGAAUUGGGUGGUGCAAAAGUUAUUUUCAUUGAAGAAUUUUGUUCAAGCAGCCAAGGCUUGGAUUAUGGAGAAAAUCUUCGAAUGGUGUGUGUUAUCCCUCAAGGAUCAACAGACAAGUUUGGUCAUUUCAGCAAACUGAGUUCGUUGUCUAGAGUGAAUGAAGUGGAUGUCUUAUGUGCUGUUGUAUCUGGCUAUUUAGAUUCUUCUAUGUUGAUAUUGCCAACUGUGCUUGUUUCAUCAUCAUGUUCCACGGAUGAGACAGUAGUAGCAGAUUCUGAUGAAGAAGUGGAAACAACAUCAGUUCAUGCCACUGCCAAUAUCUGCAAAGAAGAAGCCCCUAAAUGUGGGAACAAAGUGGAAAUCUCCACAUUUCAGCACCCUCCUAUUAAAUUGGGGGAUACCCAUGUUGCUAGCACUACGGGCAAUCAUGGUGAGAUGUUGGGAAAAAGGGAGAAGGUGGAUGAGCCUGAAAGCACGAAUUCUGAUAUUAUUUACAGCCAAGAUUUAAUUGUUAGAGAUUGGCAUGUACCAGCUACAACCAGGUCUACCACAAAUGACGGAGUUUUAAAUUUCAAGCGCUUCAAAAAGAAAAAUACUCAAUCAGGGAAUAGCUUCAACAGCCUGAUUCCAUUCUCAAAACACCCGUACAAAGACUCUGACUAUGGGAAUCAGGAGAUGGUUGACUCUGUGAAAGAAGAGAGGAAGCGGAAGCAAAUGGAAGCUGUUGCAGAGGAUUUAUUUAACAACGAGAAGGGAAGACGGCGUGGUGUUGCUGGUUCUAUUCGUUCAAUUCUUUCUCGGGGGUGACAUUGGGUAUGCAGAAAUAGUUAGAUAAUGUCCUCUUUAUGUACAAAUGGCUUGAUAAAAUUCUGUAAAUGGCUUGACUUUUGUAUUUUGAUAUGUUCCAAUUUUAGUCAGUAGCAUUGGCUCCACUUGUUUCUUCACCCUCCAAUUUUUAUUGCUAAUUUGGAAACAUACACCCUAAAACUAGUGGCAGCUCCCUUGAUUUCUGGGGUUUUGGGCUGCCUCUUGAUGAAGGGUGGAGGACCUUCCAAUUAGAAAAUUGGGAAGGGGCAUAGACUUUUAUAAAUUAGUUCAUGUUGAUGGUGGUGGGGGCAGAAUUUGGAUACAUAUGAUGUUAAAGGUUGGUUGCCAUCUAAGUUCCUAAUGUGUAUAAAAUGUUAUAAUAUUUCUAAAA
Jatropha curcas is the source of this 2055-nucleotide messenger RNA. It is a transcript of the gene NBS1, whose product is annotated as nijmegen breakage syndrome 1. Gene Ontology annotation, molecular function: damaged DNA binding; protein binding. Gene Ontology annotation, biological process: double-strand break repair via homologous recombination; mitotic G2 DNA damage checkpoint signaling. NCBI's taxonomy places the organism in Eukaryota, Viridiplantae, Streptophyta, Magnoliopsida, Malpighiales, Euphorbiaceae. The record is from RefSeq and is a predicted model, not a curated record. Gene Ontology annotation, cellular component: Mre11 complex.